AUGGUAAAAUCAAGGGUAAAUUAUCCAAAAGAAAACUUUCCAUUAGCUGUAGAAGAAUACAACAACGGUGCCAGUUCCUCAGAUUUAACAAAAAAGUAUGGAAUUCCGGGAAGUACAAUUCGUAAUCAUAAAUCAAAUCCUAAUUUGAAAGUCGGUGCUGGGCGUCCGACAUUAUUAUCAAAUGAACAAGAAAAGUAUCUCGUUGAAUUGUUAAAAAGCCUUGAAACAAUUGGUUGUCGAUUAACAAAACCAACAGCAUUACAAAUAUCAUCGGACUAUGUUCAACGGAUCACUGGAAAGGAGAUCGAGGUGGGAAGGAAGUGGUUGAAAAAUUUUUUACAACGAUGGCAGAAUGAACUGAAAGUAAUAAAAGAAGAGAAGCUGGAGUCGGCUCGUCGCAACGGUUUUACGGAAGAUGUGCGUUGUCGUUGGUUCGAGAAACUCAAUUCAAUUCUUGAGAAAAACAGCUUAAAAACCCGACCCCAUGCGAUUUAUAAUUGUGACGAGACUGGGUUCAGUGAUGCAACUGCUUGUGAAUUAGUUAUUGUCAGUCACGACACGAAACAUGCCUUUGAACAAUCAGGUGGCGGUGGAAAAUCUUUUACUACCAAUCUGGUGUGUAGCAAUGCAGCAGGUGAAAUAUUACCUCCUUUUGUUAUUUAUUCAGCAAAGCAGUUAAAUCCAGAUUGGACAUUCGGAGGUCCGGUUGGUUCGUAUUAUGGCGUUUCUGAAUCGGGUUGGAUUACGAAAAACUUAUUUUUCGAAUGGUUUAAAUCUUUUGUUGACCAAACGAAGGAUGUAUCUAAGCCAAUGCUUCUAAUUAUGGAUAACCAUCCAGCACAUAUUAGCAUCGAAGUCAUCGAAAUGGCAAGGCAGCACCAGAUUUUACUAUUACUAUUACCGCCUCACUGUACUCAUGCUUUACAACCUCUCGAUGCAGUUACAUUUAGUGCUGUAAAAUCAUCGUGGAAACGUGUUGUUGGUAAAUAUUUCUCAAAAAGUCACCGUAAAACAAUUCGCAAGCGAGAUUUGCCAGCGUUAUUAAACAAAUUGUACACAUCGGAAUUUACACCAAAACAGAUCGUUGCUGGUUUCACACGCACAGGCGUUUGGCCUUAUGAUCCAACAGCUAUGAAACACAAAGUAGCACGAAAACCAUUAGUGGAAAAUCUCAACCAAUCAUCAUCUGGUAGUUCAACGAAUGCUCAAUCAGCGUCAACACAAGCUUUUUCUAUUAUCAAUGAUAGAAGUCUUCAAAAUUCGUCUGUUGCUUUGCUACCACCAUCGGAUUCAGUUGACCACGAGGCCGCGAUAAUGGUGUUGGAUCUAAUCGAUAAGUUCAUCGAAGAUACAAACCGUACUGCGAACGGAGCAGCAUCAAAUAAUAUCACAACGGAACCAGCAGCUACAACAAACAAUCUAUCAUUUACAACAAACUUAUCUACAUCAUCAUCGCUCAAUGCAGCGCCAGAUGUCUUUCAAUCAUUGUUCGCAAAUUCGAAUUUCAGUCUCAAUAUGCCAUGUCGAUCCUCUUCCAACACUCAUGAUUUAUCUCGAUUUCCGUCAUUUUUGUCAAGUUCUGGUUUUGGUGAUAAUGCGUCAAACGAUUUCAAUCUUACACCAAUAGACAAGUCAAGCGAUAUAACAUUAUCUCUGAAUACAAGUUCUAUGUGUAAGCAACACCGACAGUCAACUGAUUCAAUGCCCGAUGUGUCUUUAUACGAGUUCGAUUUCGAAGAGGAUGACGAUGGACAGAAAAUUUUGGGGUUUAAUCCACGAACUGUACCAAUCACACGUAGCGAUAGUUCUAUUCGUUCGAAUAAUCGUCGACAACAUGUAUCAAUACUCGAUUUUGAAGAAGAAACUGAUAAGGAAAAUCAAAUUUCGAUGGGUUUAAAUUCGGCUGUCGUUCCGGCUUCGACUAAUCAAUCGCAAGGUUUACAUUUAGGUCAAUUGAACAUAAAUAAACAAGAAACAAAUUCAAUCUCAUCUGCUCAAUUGAGUCCUUCAACUGCUGUUCGUUCGAUCGUCAGUGAUUUAUUUCGACAGCAUACUUUUCGCUCAACUUCGCCUCCAAAGACAAGCAAGCGAAAACGCACUGAAGGGAUCUAUGGAGAAGAAAUUACGACCAGUAACAUGUUGAAUGAUCUAAAAGAAAAAGCAUCGCAGUCAAAUCAAGCAAAGCGAACAAAAAGGACUAUCACAGCACCAGUUUCCACUCUUCCAGUUGAUCCAAAAAGAGCAGCACAAUCAAAACGUAAACCACGAAAAACAACAAGUGAGACAAUUACUUCGUCCCAAGCAACACGUGCUAUUUCGACUGUACAAGCGUCGACUUUUACAAGUUCGAAUUGA
Molecule: messenger RNA, 2355 nt
Organism: Adineta ricciae
Lineage: Eukaryota; Metazoa; Rotifera; Eurotatoria; Adinetida; Adinetidae
Source: the annotation of a GenBank genome assembly